CGCUAGCUCGCUUCCAUUUUCCUCCGCCUCUGUUGUCAAGAAGAUGGCAGCUUCCAGGCAGGCAUGAGAGGAAAUACUUCUUCACAAAUCGAAUGAAUUUGGAUUAUUGCCACAAGAUAAGAGCACCUACUAGUGUUUUUGCAUCUACUGCAUCAGAUUAAAAGUCAUGUCUGCCCCCGGUUCCACGGUGUCUGGGACCACUCCGUCGGUUCUGCAGCCGCGAUGGAAGCGGGUGCUCGGAUGGACCGGUCCGGUCCCAAGGCCCAGGCACGGACACAGAGCUGUGGCUAUAAAGGAGCUGAUGGUGGUUUUUGGAGGUGGAAACGAAGGGAUUGUUGACGAGCUACAUGUAUACAACACCGCAACAAACCAGUGGUUUAUCCCAGCCGUCCGUGGUGACAUCCCUCCGGGUUGUGCUGCAUAUGGUUUUGUAUGUGAUGGAACACGGUUGCUGGUGUUUGGUGGGAUGGUGGAAUAUGGGAAGUACAGCAACGAUCUCUAUGAGUUGCAGGCCAGCAGAUGGGAAUGGAAAAAACUGAAAGCCAAAAAUCCGAAAAACGGUCCUCCGCCUUGUCCUCGACUUGGCCAUAGCUUUUCGCUUGUUGGUAACAAAUGCUACUUGUUUGGUGGACUGGCCAAUGAUAGUGAAGACCCUAAAAACAACAUUCCCAGAUACCUAAAUGAUUUGUACACCCUCGAGCUUCGUCCAGGUUCUAGUGUGCUUGGGUGGGAUAUUCCCAUCACGUAUGGGGUUCUGCCUCCUCCUCGUGAGAGUCACACCGCUGUGGUGUACACAGAAAAGACGACCAGGAAGUCUCGCUUGAUAAUCUAUGGAGGAAUGAGCGGUUGUCGUCUUGGAGAUCUGUGGACACUUGAUAUUGAUACCCUGACGUGGAACAAACCUUCAGUAGGUGGAACAGCACCUCUUCCACGAAGUCUUCACUCUGCCACCACAAUCACAAACAAGAUGUAUGUUUUUGGCGGAUGGGUUCCUUUGGUAAUGGAUGAUGUCAAAGUGGCCACACACGAGAAAGAGUGGAAAUGCACAAACACUCUUGCUUGCCUAAAUCUCGACUCUAUGUGUUGGGAAACAGUGUUAAUGGAUACUCUUGAAGAUAACAUCCCUAGGGCCCGUGCUGGCCACUGCGCUGUGGCCAUCAAUUCCAGACUCUACGUUUGGAGCGGCCGCGACGGUUAUCGUAAAGCAUGGAACAACCAAGUCUGUUGUAAAGACCUGUGGUACCUAGAAACAGAGCGGCCUCAUGCUCCUGCCAGGGUCCAGUUAGUCCGUGCCAACACAAACUCUCUGGAGGUUAGCUGGGGGGCAGUUUCCACAGCCGACACGUAUUUGCUGCAGCUGCAAAAGUAUGACAUCCCUGCGACCCCAGCAGCAGCCUCACCAGCUACAAGUGGAACCCCUUCACAGCCCGUCAACUCUCCAAAGAGCCCUGCACCAGCUGCUGCAGCACUGUCUGCUCAGAGUUUACAACAGACAGCUGUUUUAAAGGUUGCAGCUCAACAGUCUGCAGCUGGUGCAUCUGUUGUCACAGUUCGCCCAAGCCAGCCGGGGAAAUCCCCCGUUACCGUGACAUCCCUUCCUCCAGGUGUUCGAAUGGUAGUGCCUACCCAAACCACCCAAGGAUCGCCAAUUGGAAGUAGCCCUCAGAUGAGCGGCAUGGCAGCUUUAGCAGCUGCAGCUGCAGCCACACAGAAGAUCCCGCCCUCUUCUGGUGGCACCGUUCUCAAUGUUCCUGCAGGUGCCACCAUUCUCAAAACAGUCGCUGUGUCCCCUGGCUCCACCACAGUGAAAGUGGCUUCUCCUGUAAUGGUCAGUAACCCAGCGACCCGCAUGCUGAAGACGGCUGCAGCCCAGGUGGGCACUGCAACUGCAUCCUCUCCAACCACCACCAGACCAAUCAUCACUGUGCACAAGUCUGGUGCCGUCACAGUGGCUCAGCAGGCCCAGGUGGUUACCACUGUGGUGGGAGGAGUAACCAAGACCAUCACUCUGGUCAAGAGUCCCCUCACCAUGGGUAGCAGUGGUACAUUGAUCUCCAACCUUGGGAAGAUGAUGUCUGUGGUGCAAACCAAGCCAGUGCAGACAUCAGCCGUCACAGGCCAGGCUUCCACCAACCCUCUCACACAGAUCAUACAGACAAAAGGUCCCCUCCCAGCUGGCACCAUCCUGAAACUGGUGACUUCUGCGGAUGGCAAGCCCACCACAAUCAUCACAACAUCCCAGGCAGGAGGUACAGGGAACAAGCCCACUAUCCUAAACAUAAGUGGCGUGUCACCUACUACUACUAAGCAGGGCACCACUAUCAUUAAGACCAUCCCGAUGUCGGCCAUCAUGACCCAGACUGGAGCUACAGGCGUAACAAGCAGCGCAGGAAUGAAAACACCAAUAACAAUCCUUACCACGAAGGUAAUGACCUCUGGGACCCCUGGUAAAAUUAUCACUGCUGUGCCCAAACUGACCACUGCAGCCGGCCAGCAGGGACUGACACAGGUGGUCUUGAAAGGGGCUCCAGGUCAGCCUGGAACUAUUUUACGCACCGUGCCUAUGAGCACGGUGGGCGGUGUUCGUCUGGUUACUCCAGUGACGGUCUCCUCUGUUAAGCCCACUGUUACCACUCUGGUUGUCAAGGGGACUACUGGAGUCACUACUCUUGGCACGGUCACCGGCACUGUGUCCACAAGCUUGGCAGGAAGUACAGCUGACAGUUCCAGUGCCUCCCUGGUGACACCGAUCACCACACUGGGAAAUAUCGCUACGCUGUCCAGCCAGGUGAUCAACCCAACCGCUAUAACGGUGUCGGCUGCUCAGACCAGCUUGACUUCUACUUCUACACUGCCCUCCUCUACAAUGACGGUGCAGAACCAGCCCACCCAGGUGACCCUGAUCACAACCCCCAGCGGUGUUGAAGCCCAGCCAGUGCAGGAUCUACCUGUAUCCAUCCUGGCUUCUCCAACUUCUGAACAGCCCAGCUCCACCGAGGCUGGAGCAACUGGAGAUGGCUCUGGUACCGUCACCCUGGUCUGCUCCAACCCGCCCUGCGAGACCCACGAAACCGGAACCACCAACACGGCCACCACCUCCUCUGCUACAAUGGGAGCUGGACAGGUCUGCUCCAACCCGCCCUGUGAGACCCACGAGACGGGAACCACCAACACAGCCACCACCUCCUCUGCUACCAUGGGAGCUGGACAGGUCUGCUCCAACCCGCCCUGCGAGACCCACGAGACGGGAACCACCAACACUGCCACGACAGCAUCUUCAAACAUGUCUGCGUUACGUGUGUGCUCCAACCCGCCCUGCGAGACCCACGAAACGGGGACAACGAACACAGCAACCACAGCUUCAUCCAACAUGGGUGUCGGCCAGCGGGUGUGUUCAAAUCCCCCCCAUGAGACCCAUGUGACGGGCACCACCAACACAGCGACACAAGCUUCAUCUACCAUGAACGCGGGUGAGACCGGCACCGUGCAGAGCGAUCACUCAAACCCGCCCAGUGAAGGCCAGGAGACAGGGGCCGACAACACUCCGUCCACAGCAGCCUCCGACGUGGCAGAGGACCAGAGCAGCACAGCAACAGGCCAGGUCCAGAGGGUUUGCUCCAAUCCUCCAUAUGAAACACAUGAGACUGGGACCACCAACACGGCCACCACUGCCACCUGCAACAUGGAGACAGGCGAAGGCACGGCUACCCAGCAGACAGAGGAAGGAGCAGAAGGAACAAGCACCACAGAGGAAGCUGCUACCACUGCAGCUACUAGCCCAGCUACCACCACCCAAGGCAGAGCCAUCACCACCGUCACCCAGUCCACACCCGCCCCUGGGCCCUCAGUACCUUCAAUUUCAUCAAUCACAGAAGGAGUUGGCACAGCAGCCAGCGCCACGGAGGAGCCGAUGCAGACCGAAGAACCUGCAUCAGCAGAAGCUGCACCUGCUGAGGAGCCUGCUGCAGCGAUGGAGACACAAGGAGAGGGAGAAGCAGCAGCUGCAACAGCCUUAAACCUGCCCUCCGAGUUGAUGUCCGAGGGCCAGGGGACCACUCUGAUGGUGACGGGACUGUCGGAUGAAGAGCUGGCUGUGACCGCCGCAGCCGAGGCUGCCGCCCAGGCCGCAGCCUCAGAAGAAGCCCAGGCCCUGGCCCUCCAGGCUGUCCUCCAGGCAGCUCAACAAGCCGUAAUGAAUGAAAGCGAUGCUGGAGAAGGCCAGCAGCCGACCAACAUCCCCAUCAUGCUAACCCAGCAGGAGCUAGCAGCGCUGGUGCAGCAGCAGCAGCAGCUGCAGGAAGCGCAGGCCGCAGCGCAGCAGGCCUCUGUGGACAGCAGCAUGCCCACCGAGGGCCUCGCCCCCGCCGACAGCCUCAACGACCCGUCUGUUGAAAGCAACGGACACAACGAAAUGGCUGCCUCCGUCACUAGCGCCGUGGCCUCCCUUCUACCGCGCACCACUGCUGAGACUCUGGCUCCAUCAAGUACGUUCGCACAGUCUAUAUCAGUAGCAAGUCCAGCCAAGCUGCAAGCUGCAGCUACGCUUGCAGAGGUGGCCAACGGCAUUGAGGGAGAGAAACAAGCCCCUCAGCCAACUCCAGUGAAGGCCGUUGUUAAGAAGGAGAACCAGUGGUUUGAUGUCGGAAUUGUAAAAGUGACAAAUAUGGUUGUCACUCACUUCUACGUGCCGGCAGAUGAUUCGCAAGGAGACGAUGACUCUGGCGCCGUACCAGACUACAGUCAGAUGAAGAAGAUGGAGCUGCAGCCCGGCACGGCGUACAAGUUCCGCGUAGCUGGAAUCAACGCUUGUGGUCGUGGAACGUUCUCCGAGAUCUCUGCUUUCAAGACCUGCCUACCCGGGUUCCCAGGGGCCCCAUGUGCCAUCAAAAUUAGCAAGAGCCCAGACGGUGCCCACCUGACCUGGGAGCCGCCUUCAGUGACAUCAGGGAAAAUCAUCGAGUACUCUGUGUACCUGGCCAUCCAGAGCAGCCAGACAGCCGAGGCCAAGGCCUCCACCCCGGCCCAGCUAGCCUUCAUGCGCGUGUAUUGUGGACCCAACCCCUCCUGCUUGGUGCAGUCGUCCAGCCUGUCCAACGCUCACAUUGACUACACGACCAAACCGGCCAUCAUCUUCCGCAUCGCCGCCCGCAACGAGAAGGGUUACGGUCCUGCCACUCAAGUUCGAUGGCUGCAGGAAUCUGGUAAAGACGCCACCUCGGCGAAACCUGCCCCCAAAAGACCGGGCACCUCUCCUGAUACCAAGACUACUGGUCCAAAGAAAGCAAGGACGGACCAGUGAGGUAGCCCAGAGUCCCCUCCCAGUCUUUGUCCCUUUUUUUUUUUUUUUUUUCCUCCCACUGUCCUUUUUAUCAGGAAGACUGACCUUCACUCACCCUCCUCCUCCUCAUCUCCUCCGCCCCUGCGUCUCAGGCCAAGACGGGCGACGGUGGCAGAAGCCUCGACGAGAGUCAAUCUGAGACACAUUUCUGUAGAUAAACCCCCUCCGCCUUCUCUUGGUUGAAUAUUUUUAGAGCAACUCAAACCUAGAAGCACAUUCUCUUUUUUCAGCGCAUCCCCCUUCCAUCAUUUUAACAUCUAUUUUUGGCUUUUUUCAAGUAGUUGAACAUUAUAGAAGCAUUUACACCUUUCACAAACUGGGAGCCAGCCUGAGCGCUAUGUUACCUUUUUUUUUUUUUUUUUCUGUGUUUUGUGAAUUCUGGGGGGGGGUUUGUAGAAAGAGACUACAUAAUGUUGUACAGUGUUGAUGACAUGGCUGCGGAGGCAUUAGUUUAGACGAAAGGAAAAAUCGGUAUGGAAACAAAUAAAGCACUUGUCCUCCACAAACGAGGGGGACAUAUUUUUUUUCUUCUUUUUUUUUUUUUUUUUUUUUUUGGCUCCAAAUAAUUUGCUUCAUAGAGAACCAAGUCUGUACAGUCAUCGUACCGGACCCCAGUCUCCUGGUAAUAUCAUCACUGUGCGCUUUUUACCCCAAGACGAGGAGUAGUGGCCGACACGCUGGAACGCACGGCGGGAAAAGGAAAAGAAAGGAGAGAGAGGAAGAAAAAAAAGCAACGGCGAAGGAAGAGAUUUGGAGAAAGAGAGAGGACGGACUUUGCUUCGGACCGAGAGUUGGCAGCACACGCGUUUAAAGGAAAACAACGAAAAACUUCCAAAAAAAAAAAAAAACCUUCCCAAAAAAUUAGCAAUGACGCAGAGAAUCUCUUGUGUAGUUUAUUUUUGUAUUUUUAAGCUUCUUUUUCCUCCUGUGUGUACAUGUGCAUUUUAAGAGAAAGCAUCAGUUUUUUUUUGUUUUGUUUUUUUUUAACAGUCGUUCAUCCCCGUAGCUUGUGUUCGUGGACAGACGGGCGGCCAUGUUCAGGUUGCCGCAGUGUUUUUAAAAAAAAAAAAAAAACUUUGUUUUGGUCGUAUGUUCCUGUUGGCAGACAAUGAAAGACUUUUGUAUUUGUUCCAAGUAGAACCCGAGAAGGUUGUAGGACUGAAGGGAACUUUGAAGUGGACCCAGGGAGAGGAGUUUUUUUUCGGUUUCAUUUUUUGGUUUGUUUUUUUUUUUUGUUUUUUUUUACUUCGUUUACUUCUCAAUGUUUGUGUUGCUUCGUUUUGCCAAACACAAAUUUUUCCCGGGUCAGAAGGAAAAUUCGGCAUCAGAACUUUUUCCGACUUUCCCUCCUGAUACCCGCUCGGUUGUUCCCCUGCUUCUUAUGCUCAUAAGUUAAUGAUUUGUAAAAUGGCUAACUAUAUUAGUAGACAUAUCCCCCCCUCCCCUCCACAACCACCUUAUAGAUGUCUGUGAAUCAAUUGAAUGCAUUUUAAUUUGUUUUUUCCUUCUCUAAGGCUCUGUACUUCAGACCACAGAUGGUGUGCUAAGCUACCUGUGACACGUUUGUCUCUGAAUGGGGAGGCCGCUUACAGCCGGAGUGUACUCACUUGUAAAUUAGUUCGUUCAUAGAGCAAGAAUAAAACACACACACAAAAAAAACAGAAAAAGAAACAUCUUGGCCUUUUCUAUAAUUACCUGUAACAAACCGUUUUUACAUGUUGGUCAUCUCUUGAUCGCCUUUUGUGUCUUUACUUAUAAAAGAAACAUAUAUAUAUAUAAAUAUAUAUAGUCUCCCUGUUUGUUCUGAUUGAUUUUGCUUCUGUCGAGCUGAUUCGCCGUAGGGAUGUGAAGUCCUGCUAGGUCCAUCAGUCCAGACGUGUACAGGGAGAGAGGAGGUAUCUGACUGGGCAUGAGCGGAGAUCUGCGUAACGGCAGAUUCAGUCGUGAUGGUAAAAAAAAAAAAUAAUAAAACGGAUCCAAUCAAAAAUCAAAAAAGGCCCGAACGUCAGAGCCGAGGCCUCCGCUCGCCACCUCGGGCUUCAGGUUUGGGAUUUCUCCUGAUUUCUUUCUAGACACGAACUUUCUCUUCAUAUGCAUUCAUAAUUUUUGUGCGUGUCGGUGUGUCUGUUGAACAAAACUAGACAUGCAUGCAAAAGCAGUGUAUUUUAGUAGUGAUGCCUUAAGUUAGACCAUAAGCUGAAGGUUCUCAAUAAAAUAAAAAAUAAAAAGAGAAAAGAAGGAAAAAAAAAAACAUUUAAUGAGUUUGUUCCUCUCUCCAUGUGGUAUACAAUUGUGUCCUUUCCUUCCACAGUACCUUUGCCGGGUCACUAUUUUUGCACCCUUGUUAGAUAGGUCAUCAUCAGCAGUGCCGAGGUCUCUGAACUUUCCCCUCCCGCGCUGGGUGGACUGCUCCUCUCAGCACUCGCAGGUGUUGCGAGUUUCUCUCGGCUGUUCGCAGGUUAUCUGGAAAUGUCCUGUAUUUUCCAAUGUGUGUUUUUUGUACUGUAGGGAGUAAUGUAUCUUUUAUCAUCAAAAAUAAACAUGUUAAACAGA
This is a messenger RNA of Fundulus heteroclitus (mummichog), 7891 nucleotides long. RefSeq names its product host cell factor C1a (gene hcfc1a). Bases 167 to 5299 code for a protein of 1710 amino acids. The record is from RefSeq and is a predicted model, not a curated record. Lineage: Eukaryota; Metazoa; Chordata; Actinopteri; Cyprinodontiformes; Fundulidae. Gene Ontology annotation, molecular function: transcription coactivator activity; protein binding. Gene Ontology annotation, biological process: regulation of DNA-templated transcription; chromatin remodeling. The transcript is spliced from 28 exons. Gene Ontology annotation, cellular component: histone methyltransferase complex.